This is a messenger RNA of Lathyrus sativus (Indian pea), 1311 nucleotides long. Lineage: Eukaryota; Viridiplantae; Streptophyta; Magnoliopsida; Fabales; Fabaceae. The record is from the annotation of a GenBank genome assembly.
AUGGAGGCAUUGUUGAAGUUAUUUGGUGGAACUCUGAAUUCAAUAACUAGUAAAUGCAUGGUUUUGCUUGUUACUCUUUUGAUUCUUAGAGUGUUUAUUUUUCCUGGUUUUGAUGGAAUUGAAUGGAGCAAUCUUGUAUAUUACUCUCCGUCGACGAGUUCUUCCGAAUUUGGGAUUCGGGAGUUUAGGUUUUUGGUUGUUCCUCAGCUUGUUUGGGGAUUAAACAACCAGAAAAUCGCAUUCGCCAGGGCUUGUCUUACUGCUAGAAUGUUGAAUAGAACCCUUUUGAUGCCUAGCUUUAGUGCAUCUCUUUUUUACAAGGAAGUCGAUCUGUUGCAGCCGAUUUCCUUCGAUAAAAUAUUCCAAUUCGAAAAGUUUAAUGCAGUUUGCAGUGGUUUUGUUCGGUUAGGUCGGUAUUCGGAUGUCUUGAAUAGAACUCGAGUGCUUGAAAUGACGAAAGGGAGUGGAAGGAAGUGGACAUUGGAGAGAGAUUUGUCACAAUUGAAAGAGUAUAGUAAAGGCUCUUAUGAUGACUAUGAGGUAAUUGAAAUUUUAGGGAAAAACCCUUUCUUAUGGCAUGAUCAUUGGCCUUUGAAGGACUAUGCUAAGGUUUUCGAGUGCUUGGUUUUGAUCGAUGAGUUUCGUAACGAAGCAGACAGGGUUGUUUCUAGGAUUAGGGAAGUCGGAAACAAUGAAUCAAUGGAAUCGCAACAAGAUAGGUCUUCAUUUCACCGUCUACCAUAUGUUGCGGUUCACAUGAGGAUCGAAAUUGAUUGGAUGAUUCAUUGCAAAAAGUUAGAGCAGAGAAUGAACACAAAUCAAAUAUGCAGUAGCAAAAAAGAGAUAGUGGAAAGAGUUAGAAGCAUCGUAAUCGGUUUGAAAAAAACUCCAAUUGUUGUUUAUCUCGCGGUAGCCGAUAAACUCCUUAACGAUUCUUCCAUAAUGGAAGACUGGGGAGAAGGCAUUCUUCCUUACGAGAAGAAGAAACUCGGCGUUGAGGGAAUCUAUAACAAGUAUCCAUAUCUGAUUCAAUCUGCGAUCGACUAUGAAGUUUGUUUACAAGCUGAUAUCUUUGUUGGAAACAGUUUCUCUACAUUUUCGAGUCUUAUAGUUCUUGAAAGAACACAUAAAAUGAUCAAAACGAGUGACGAAAGCGUGUGCAGAACCGAUGUAAGAUGGCCUUCUUAUGCAUAUAAUAUACAAGGAGAAUCAAAUGGUGCAAUGAGAUGGAUUACAAAUAUGUCUGAAUCAAGUCUUCAAACAAUAAGCUAUGGAACUGAUAGAAUCUAUGAUUGCAAGGGUCAUAUUUAA